Molecule: messenger RNA, 1185 nt
Organism: Arachis stenosperma
Lineage: Eukaryota; Viridiplantae; Streptophyta; Magnoliopsida; Fabales; Fabaceae
Exons: 14
Coding region: 1-1185 (394 amino acids)
Source: RefSeq, a predicted model, not a curated record
AUGUAUCGCAGCAAUAAAAGGUCAAAUAAUGAUGGUAGAGCCAGGUCUAUUAUCAAGGUAAUUAUGGCAGCUGCCUUUGGAUUUUGUCUUGGAAUGUCAAUUCCAUCCAUGCGUUCGAAUAAGGCUAGCAUGUCUUCAAGCCGUCGACAUUCCUUUGGUGUAUCUAUAGAAGAAAUAGAAAGAUAUGCUGCUGAUGUAGACAAUGUUCAAGCUAUUACUGACUAUUCUGGAACCCAGCGUAUUGAAGCCCUUGGGUCAAUGAGAUUGCCAAACUUAUAUAUUCCAACAAAUCCUAUUGGAGCCCAAUCUCUGCCCCCGGGAAUUAUUGCACCGCAAUCUGAUUUUCAUUUACGCAGACUAUGGGGUCAACCUAGUGAGGAUCUGAAGAAAAGGCCAAGGUAUUUAGUAACAUUCACGGUCGGUUAUGAUCAGAAAGAUAAUAUUGAUGCUGCAGUCAAAAAGUUUUCUGAUGAUUUUGCAAUUUUGCUAUUUCAUUAUGAUGGACGGACUAGUGAGUGGGAUCACUUUGAGUGGUCAAAGAAUGUCAUCCAUGUUAGUGCAAGGAAACAAACAAAAUGGUGGUAUGCUAAACGGUUUUUGCAUCCUGAUAUUGUUGCAUCAUAUGAAUAUAUUUUUAUUUGGGACGAAGAUCUUGGACUGGAAAAUUUCAAUGCAGACGAAUACAUUGAAUUGGUCAUAAAACAUGGUUUGGAGAUAUCUCAACCUGGUCUUGAGCCCUAUGAUGGAUUGGUAUGGGAGAUGACAAAGAGAACUGAAGACACAGAAGUUCACAAGUCAACAGAAGAGAAGCCAGGCCGUUGUAGUGAUGCACAUUUGCCUCCUUGUGCUGGAUUUGUGGAAAUUAUGGCUCCGGUCUUUUCUCGGAAAGCAUGGCGUUGCGUCUGGUAUAUGAUUCAGAAUGAUUUAGUGCAUGGAUGGGGAUUGGAUUUCAAUCUCAGAAGAUGUGCAGAGCCUGCACAUCAGAAAAUUGGUGUAGUUGAUUCACAAUGGAUUAUUCAUCAAGGAAUUCCUUCCCUUGGGAACCAGGGAGAAACUGACGAGGGAAGAGCUCCAUAUGAUGCGGUCAAAACAAGAUGCAAAAAUGAGUGGGCCGAAUUCCAAGUUCGCCUCACAAAUGCUGAUUUAACAUACCUUAAAGGACUAAAACGUAAUAUGAAGGGUUAA